Fonsecaea multimorphosa CBS 102226 is the source of this 609-nucleotide messenger RNA. RefSeq lists its product as uncharacterized. Lineage: Eukaryota; Fungi; Ascomycota; Eurotiomycetes; Chaetothyriales; Herpotrichiellaceae. Gene Ontology annotation, biological process: maturation of SSU-rRNA from tricistronic rRNA transcript (SSU-rRNA, 5.8S rRNA, LSU-rRNA). The transcript has 2 exons. The record is from RefSeq and is a predicted model, not a curated record. Bases 1 to 609 code for a protein of 202 amino acids. Gene Ontology annotation, cellular component: nucleolus; preribosome, small subunit precursor; 90S preribosome.
AUGGCUCCUGUUCGCAACCCUCCUUCGCAGAGCGUGCGACCUCUGAAAUCUAUCCUGAAACAGACCUCCAAGACGGCUGGAUCAACUGCGACGCCGAAGUCUGAACCACUCUUCCCAUCUUCGAAGAAGGACAAGCGUCGAAUAAAACAUGCCGAACUCAUGAACAAGGUCACAAAAUCCGCUGCCAAAAAAUCAAGACGAAGGCGACCAAACAAGAAACUUGUCACGAAUCUCGAUGCCCUUGCAGCGGCACUUCCGGAUGACGACGAACUGGAAAAUAAUGGUGCACAUGGAACAACCGCACCGACAAGCGACCAGAUUCAAGACCAAGUCAACAUAAUUCGGCGAAAAAGCAUGAAAUCACGACCGGGCGCCCUGAAAAGGAGGGAGAAAGUCGACAAAGGUGAACGAGAUCGAUUUGCGAAGAAUAUGGCGCAACUUGCAGUAUCUAGGUCCGUCAAUGAAGGUUCGGCAGACGAAUCUGGCAACGCUGCAGGUGGGGGAGGCACCACUGCUGCCAUUUCAUCGACAAGUGAGAGGUGGGCGGCUCUGAGGGGUUUCAUCUCUCAGACGCUCGAGACGAGGCCCGACUUGAAGAUCACAACUUAA